Messenger RNA from Lachancea sp. 'fantastica', 1566 nucleotides. NCBI's taxonomy places the organism in Eukaryota, Fungi, Ascomycota, Saccharomycetes, Saccharomycetales, Saccharomycetaceae. The record is from the annotation of a GenBank genome assembly.
AUGAAGGUCAGAAAGAAGCAGUCCAAGAGGACAUCUACGAGGAUGAGAGAGGGGAUCAAAAAGAAGGCCGCUGCCCAGCACAGAAAAGAGAGGAAACAUGCCAAAAAAGACGUUACAUGGAAAUCCAACAAGAAGAAGGAUCCUGGUAUUCCCGCCAACUUUCCUUACAAGAACAAGAUAUUGGAGGCCAUAGAAGUUCGUAGACAGCAGGACCUCGAGGAGAAGGAAAUCAAAAAGCAAAAUAGACUGGAAGCCAAGAGACGUGCGGCUGAAAAUGGCGAGGAACUGAUGGACGAUGACAGCGACGAUGACAGCGACGGCGGUAAUGGCUUGACAGCUCUUGUAGAAUCAGCGCAACAGGCUGCAGCUGAGUAUGAAGGUUCUGUUUCGGCACCAGACGCUAACGAUGAGGAAGAUCAAGAAGUGGUAGAAUACGAUAUCGAUUUCUUUGCGGAUAGCGAUAGCGCUGAUGAUGCCUCUGCUACUAGCGAGCUUGAUAGGUCCCGUAAGGCGUACGAUAAGAUUUUUAAGACUGUGGUGGAUGCAGCAGAUGUUAUAUUGUACGUUUUGGACGCGCGCGACCCUGAGGGUACACGUUCAAGGAAGGUAGAAGAAGCUGUGUUGCAAAAUCCUGGUAAGAGACUGCUUUUUAUUCUCAAUAAAGUUGACUUGAUCCCUCCUUUCGUGCUGGAGCAAUGGAUGACAUUUUUGAAAUCCAGUUUUCCAACAAUUCCAUUGAGAGCCGCUCCUGGUGCUACUAACGCUUCCUCCUUCAACAGGAAGUUGACGCAAGGCGGAACCGCAAAUGCCUUGAUCGAAUGCUUGAAGACGUAUGCCAACAACUCCAAGUUCAAGAGAUCCAUUGUGGUAGGCGUUAUUGGAUAUCCUAAUGUGGGAAAGUCCUCUGUCAUCAACGCUCUGACGUCUCGUCGGGGUGGCUCUAGCAAAGCUUGCCCUGUGGGGAACCAAGCUGGUGUCACCACGUCUCUCCGGGAGGUUAAAGUGGACAACAAAUUGAAGAUUCUCGAUUCUCCAGGUAUUUGUUUUCCCAGUGAAAAUAGCAAAAAAAGUAAGAAGGAACGGGAUGCCGAACUGGCCCUUCUCAGUGCUCUUCCGCAAAAGCAUAUCGUGGACUCUUAUCCAGCGGUCCUUAUGAUGGUUAAGAGGCUAUCAAAAUCUGAUGAGAUGACAGAGGCUUUCAAGCAGCUAUAUCAGCUUCCACCCAUUCCUGCUCCUGAUGCCGAUUCUUUCACCAAACAAUUUUUAAUUCACGUAGCACGCAAAAGAGGAAGAAUUGGUAAGGGAGGUGUUCCAAACCUCAACAGCGCUGGUUUAUCGGUACUAAAUGACUGGAGGGAUGGUAAGAUCCUAGCGUGGGUUCUACCUAACUCUUCCAAGGAAUCUUCCAAGUCGGCUGCAACUGCUGCGCAACCAAGUGCUUCCGGUAGUAGCAAGCCUUUGCAAAACGCUGAACAAGCAGCUAUUGUCAGCGAAUGGUCCAAGGAAUUUGAUCUCGACGGGUUAUUUGCAUCUUUGGACAGUGCUAUCGCGAGCGACCGUAAAUAA